Molecule: messenger RNA, 2785 nt
Organism: Chara braunii
Lineage: Eukaryota; Viridiplantae; Streptophyta; Charophyceae; Charales; Characeae
Source: the annotation of a GenBank genome assembly
AGGCGAGGCAAGUCAUCGUGUGUGUGUGUGGGGAGAGAGAGAGAGAGAGAGAGAGAGAGAGAGAGAGAGAGAGAGAGAGAGAGAGAGAGAGAGCUAGUAACAUGAGGUGUGGGGAUGUUUUUUGAGAUAUACUCUUUUUUUUAACCGUUGACAAGAUUCUUUUUCAAUUGGAAGGAUGGCUAAGGUGCGGUUGCUUUCGGACGACGAGAUCUUCCUCGACGAAGCUGUGCUGAAGGCUCUCGCUUUAGCGGAGGAAGGAGCGUAUAACAAGCGACCGCGUCUGUCUGCCUGCAAUAACGGACCGGCAGGCACAAGCGCCGAUCUCGAUGGGGUAAGAGAAGGAACAGGAGGGGGUCCGCGAUCGGCGAGAGGCAGUAAUGAUGACAUCAACGGUUCAAUUGUACAUGAGCGUCUUCCUCUACGCUUCCCGCCGCCAUCGCCGUCUGCAGGGACAAGCUUCCUCAAUCGUCGUGCUCCUGGCGUUAAUCACUGCGUGGGGAAUGGGGGAGGUAGUAGUCGUAACGAAGCCGGCCGUGGUACUAAUAAUAGUAAUAAUGUAGCGACCAGGGGAGAAGCAGCAGCUUAUCCGAUCACACCACCAGGUGGCGUCAUUGCUCACAGCGGCAAUCGAGAGUCAAUGGUUCCAUCAGCAGAGAGGAGAGCAGUCGGGAAGGCCAUUGCAGACGCAAUCGCGGCGCAGCAGCAGCCAGGGUGGAAGAUGGAAGCUAGCGAUGGAGUCGGCGAUGGCAGCGGGAGCGGGAGGAGGAGGUUAUCGACCACGGGGCUGCCCGGGCAGCCAGCAGCAGCAGCAGCAGCAGUAGGAGCUGUCAGGACACCAGGAAGAGACAGCCCUGCCAGCGUAUCUGCAUCGUAUGGUUCCACGUCACCAUCAUCAUCGUACGGUGCUCGUGAAAGGUCGUACGGCAAUGGAGGAGGAAGGAGCAAGAGGAGUGUGGAGGAGGAAAUAGCGAAUGCUAAGGCGCUGGCCAUCGUCAUUGACGAGGCGGGGCCAUCAUCGCCGCGUGCUGAGGCGCAUACAUCAGCGCAGCGCGAUCAGGCUUCAGAUCCCCGACGUGCUGUCAACGGCAAUCAACAGGACGUAUUGCUGCCUCCCCGAGGGCCUCAGACCCCCCAAAAUUGUUCAUUCAAUCCAUUUACCCGGUCUCAGCAGUUAUCGGAUCCACCGCCGAGAGGGAAGGGGUCAGGGGUUGAUGGGGGGAGGAGGGAAGGAGUGCAGCAGCCGGCGAAAUUCCCGGACUUCGAUCGACCUCGUCAGGGAGAGGGGGUUGGUGGUGGACAACGCCCCUCUUUUUCUCCUCCUCCUCCUCCCUCUCCUGGCUCUGCCUCUGCUGCCGCCCUCCCUCCCUCCAGCAGUCAUUUUAAUCGGGCUAUGGUGCCAUACGACCGCGGGGGGGGGGGCAACGAUCGCCCAUCGCCGGGAUCUCGAUCUCCUCAGGUGGGGGGGGGGUAUCCGUUCUCUGCCGGGCCUGGAAAACAGGGCAGCGUCGGGAAUCUAGUCCCCAGCGGGGGGCAGCAGGACUUCACGCCUGCUCGGCCGUCCUCAGCGACGAGAAACUGCCAGCGUGGAGAACCACCACCUGCUUCUCCCAACGGGGUGAUUAAUGGCUGGCAGCCUCCCUCAGGCCGCCGCGAUGGCCCACCAGGAGGUAAUGGUGGAAGCGGGAAUACACACAAGGCAGUGGUGCCUUUUGCUAACCGCGGCCAGACCAAGGUCAUGGGAGAAACCCCCAGCGGCAGCGGACGGACCUUUGCUGGGGCCAAUUGUGGGGUACGUCAGGGGCCUGAGGGGUGGGGAGCCAUAGUUCCUGCACCUGGCGGGGGAGGAGGAGGUGGAGGAGGUGGUGGAGGUGGAGGAGGUGAAGGAGGUGGUUGGGGGCGGAGAGUCGAUGGCGGUAGGAAUCACUUGCAAACCGGAUUCAACGGCAACACGUGGAAGUCUCCUGGAAGCCGUCACGGAGAUGAUUACGAUGAUGAGCAGGAGCUUUGUCCUAGUGCUGCUGACGUGGCCUUUCGCCGCGCCCUCAUCCCUCAUGAGGGACGACAAGAGCCAGCGAGGGAGAGGGAGUCGUCUUCUUCCGCUCCUUUGUGGUUGACUAAGCCGGCUGUCAAUGAGUUUGUCACGUACCACGAAGCUGCGUUCAAAAUUUUGACCAAAGCGGAUUACACGGCCGUUCAGGGGAAAACAUACAUCAAGAAGAGUGGAUGGAGAAAGCUGGCGUUUUUCUUUGGGAUAUCGCUGGAAAUAAAGGACAAGUCGAUUGUUCGAGACGAGAAGGGGAAUGUGCUUCGCGGGGAGUUCACCGCCCGAGCUGUCAUGCAGUCGGGACGGUUUGCAGAGGGCUAUGGCUCGUGCGACCGGUACGAGAAGCGCUUCAGUCAUCCCAAUCAUGAUGUGCCGACGACCGCAGAGACAAGGGCAAAAAACAGAGCCGUGCAGGAUCUGCUAGGCAUCGGGGAAUGCAAGUCCGGCUGAUUGUGGAGGGGGAGAACGCUGAGGCCUGGAAGAGGAAGGGAGGGAGGGAAGCAGGGUGAGCUGCCAUUUUCCCCUUCCACUUGCGCGCGUAUCCACUCACCCAUCCAACACUGCCUAUCAUCGUCCCACAUUCCCUUUCCCUCUCUCUCAUUCAUUUCGUGUGUGUGUGUGUGUGUGUGUGUGUGUGUGUGUGUGUUUGUGUAUAUGGGUGAGUACCGGUAGUUGUAUGCAUAUCUCUUAGGAAGAUGUUCCGUAGCUACGUGGGCGAGGGGCCGUCUUUGUGCCCACCUA